Molecule: messenger RNA, 2508 nt
Organism: Porites evermanni
Lineage: Eukaryota; Metazoa; Cnidaria; Anthozoa; Scleractinia; Poritidae
Source: the annotation of a GenBank genome assembly
GUGUUGAGUAUCCCCCCUCAGGCAAGCAUUUCAGAGUUAAUUCUUGUAUUCUUGAUUGUACCAGAUGGCAGUAAUACAGAGGUUGACCAAGGACUCAAAGAUAAAGUUAUUCAACAGAUUCACCAGGCCUGUAGAGAUGUUGGCUUCUUUUACCUCACUGGCCAUGGGGUUGAACAGUCAACCUUGGAUAAACUUUUCACCGUUAUGAAGAGCUUUUUUGCUCUGCCACUGGCAACCAAAAAUACCAUAAAUAUUCACAACUGUGAGUCUUAUACUGGCUACAUUGAAACAAGUAGGUUCCACUAUAUGCACUAACCAUUCAUUUCCCUCGAAACCAUACCUGAUUCCAGACUAAAAUGGGCAAAAUCUAUACCUGUUUUGUGACCAAGAAAGGUGCAAAAACCCUACCUGUUGGGGUGGCAAAUACCUAUAUGGCUUAUAUCCCCCCUCCCCCCCUGGGUGCCUAAGCAAUUUAGCUGAUGUUUCAAAUCUUUUCAAAUUAUCGGUAAAAAUAGAACCACAUUAUAGACAGUGCAAUUUUAAUGGGAAACUUUUCAGACUUGCCAACCUCCCAAAAGGCAAGAUUCUGAACCUAAAGAGCUGGGAAAAGUCAAGUGAGAAAGGGGUAAUAAGUAAAGUGAGAUGUCCCAAAUUUCCAAGUGGAAGAACUUCCAGCAGGGAUUUAUGGGUAAUUUGGAAGUCACAUAUCACUUCAAAGCUGGCUAGUAGUGAACAUCAAGAUCAAUUUUCCGAUUUAAGUUUUGUACUUUCUAUGUUUUGUUGGCGGCCACCUUGAAACAAGAGAAACAGUAAGUCUGCACAUUUGGUAGCAGCAAGUCACUGUAGGGUGAAAGGAUGUAAUCAAAUGUGACUGCUAAGUGUUUUCUUUGGAUUGAGCUGGCUAUCUACAGUGACUUGCUGCUACCACCAAAUGUGCAGACUUUACCGUCGUGACACUUGUCAGGUCUGAUUUUUUCAAAAAAUUGAAAAUUCUUAUUAUUAUUAGCACAAUAAAAAGCACUGAAAAAAGUUUGAAGUACUUCUAACACACCUCUUGUUUUUGGUUAUUCUCAACAAAGUAUAGCUUGACAAAGCCCAUGUUUUCAACCAUAUUUUCAGAAAGAACUGAUUAUCAGGAUUAACAGGGAGAAAGUCUUUUCAAGACCAGUAUAGUGAACUGUUUAGUAAUGUCUCAAAGCACUAUGAGUUUAAUGUAAUAUGGAAUAUAUAUAUUUUUUCAUAUUCAAGGACCAGAAAGAACUCUGAACAUUGUUGAUAUCAGGGAAGGAUUCUAUUUUUACCCAGAAAUGGAAAACAACCAGCUUCCAGAUGAGAGGGACCUGCCUGGUUUUGCUGAUGUAAUUGCAGCAUACUCAAAGCAACUGAAUCAAUUGGGGUACGAUUCGAAUCAUAUUGCCAAUGAACAACUUACACUACAGCUGUACAUGUACAAAAUUAUUUACAAAAAAUAAUAAAAAUUAAAAAUUAAUGCAUUUAAUGAAUAAUAAUUAGAAUAAUAAUAUACAUGUCUGCAGAUAAUCAAUCUAGUCCUGUUAUGAAUCAACAGAUUACUGAUGAUGAAAGCUUUAGCAAUUGGGCUUCAACUCCCAGAAAACUUCUUUGAUGGAAAGUUUUCUAAACCCACAUUUAAAACACUGGCCCUCAUGCAUUACCCUCCCCACCCUGCUGAGACAGACUCCUGGGGGGUAGGACCACAUACAGAUUAUGGCAUGUGUACCUUCCUAUUGCAAGAUGACAUUGGUGGUUUGGAAGUAGAAAUAACAGAUGGAAAAUGGAUUGAAGCAAAGCCCAUACCAGGUACAUAGAAGACACUUUUUAUUUAUCCCCGUUAAAACGUUACUUUUAAGAAAAUUUUACCAAGGGUUCUUGUUGAAUUUCUCCUGAGUUUUGGCUAAAAUUGCAAAAAAAAAUAGUCCCAAAAAGGGAGAGCUGGAAAUUUUAUACCAUAUAUUAAUAUAAGAAAACAACAUGCCAAGUUUAUGACCUGCAAAUGAGGUGGAGAGAAGCGGAGACUGGAAAAUUAUAAGUCUAGCAGCAUUUGCAUGGCUUUUAAUUUUGUGGCUCUUGUUCCGUCAGGUGAAGCAAGACCUGAAAAGGGCGUCUGCUCUUGCAGGCUAGAGUUGAUAAAUUCACUGUCAUAGUCGACAUAGAUAAAAUAAGAGUUUCAACUGUUUCAACUAACUUUCAGGUACAUUUGUGGUGAACCUGGGUGAUUGCCUGCAGGCCUGGACCAAAGGACUCUACCGGGCAACAAGGCAUCGCGUAAGACGGUCUAUCAACACAGACAGAUACUCAGUUCCAUUCUUCUUUAACCCUAAGGGAGAUUGCUUAAUAGAGCCCAUUGAAACUGAUGCAACAAAAAAUCUGACUAUCAUUACUGCGGUCAAGGGUUUGGACAUGCCAUUCCGGUUUGCUGAUCUCAAAAUGUCACUGUUGCAAAAGAGCCAUGAUUGGAGUAAAGAUUCUCCAAGACCUGGGACAAAGUAG